This is a messenger RNA of Gavia stellata (red-throated loon), 1203 nucleotides long. Its product is annotated as protein VAC14 homolog. Gene Ontology annotation, cellular component: endosome membrane; PAS complex. The record is from RefSeq and is a predicted model, not a curated record. NCBI's taxonomy places the organism in Eukaryota, Metazoa, Chordata, Aves, Gaviiformes, Gaviidae. The annotation marks the transcript as partial. Gene Ontology annotation, biological process: positive regulation of kinase activity; phosphatidylinositol biosynthetic process. The transcript has 10 exons.
UCGGUGAUCGCCGGGCGGGACGUGGCGCCGCUGUCGCCCGGCGUGGUGCGGGCGCUGAACGCCACGCGCUACGAGCAGAGGAAGGUGGCGGCCCUCGAGGUGGAGAAGCUGGUGCGAGAGUUUGUGGCCCAGAACAACACGUCUCAAAUCAAACACGUGAUCCAGAUCCUGUCGCAGGAGUUCGCGCUCUCCCAGCACCCCCACAGCCGGAAAGGGGGACUCAUUGGCCUGGCCGCUUGCUCCGUUGCCUUAGGCAAGGACUCUGGGCUCUACCUGAAGGAGCUGAUUGAGCCGGUGCUGACGUUUUUCAACGACGCCGAUAGUCGGCUGCAAUACUACGCUUGCGAGGCCUUCUAUAACAUUGUCAAGGUGGCCAGGGGCUCUGUCCUCCUGCACUUCAACGUGCUCUUCGAUGGCCUCAGCAAGCUGGCUGCUGAUCCUGACCCGAAGGUCAAAAGCAGCUCUGAGCUCCUCGAUCGGCUUCUCAAGGACAUCGUGACAGAGAGCAACCAGUUUGACUUGGUAGGCUUCAUCCCGCUGCUGCGCGAGAGGAUUUACUCCAACAACCAGUAUGCCCGCCGGUUCAUCAUAUCCUGGAUCCUGGUCUUAGAGUCUGUGCCCGACAUCAACCUCUUGGAUUACCUGCCAGAAAUCCUGGACGGGCUCUUCCAGAUCCUGGGAGACAACAGCAAGGAGAUCCGGAAAAUCUCCGAGAGGAUCCAGGUGACCCUGAACCUGGAUGGAAUAGUUCAGGUGCUGGACUGCCACCUUCAUGACACGUCCAUUGGGAUGAUGACCAGAAUUGCAGUCCUGAAAUGGCUCUACCACUUGUACAUAAAGACUCCUCGUCAGAUGUUCCGACACACCGACAGCCUCUUCCCCAUCUUGCUGCGGACCCUCUCAGAUGAGUCAGAUGAGGUUAUCCUGAAGGACCUGGAAGUGCUGGCUGAGAUUGCUUCUUCCCCAGCGGGACAGACGGAGGGUCACGGUCCCUCCGAUGGCUCCGAUGCGCGACCCGGCCCGGUGGGGCUUCACGUCCCGGCCAGGGCUGGCCAGCUGAGCUCCUCCGGAUGGCGCCAGAAGUUGCUGCGGUAGGAAGAAAAGGUGGCUAUAAGCACCUCUGUGAUCUGUGGGCAGCUGGAAUAACUGCUACAGAGCUCGCUGAGCUUCAGCCUCCAAUGUUUGACCUACAUCCCGUGAGGU